Molecule: messenger RNA, 2373 nt
Organism: Sinocyclocheilus grahami
Lineage: Eukaryota; Metazoa; Chordata; Actinopteri; Cypriniformes; Cyprinidae
Product: tripartite motif-containing protein 3-like
Exons: 13
Coding region: 25-2349 (774 amino acids)
Biological process (GO): proteasome-mediated ubiquitin-dependent protein catabolic process; protein polyubiquitination
Molecular function (GO): zinc ion binding; protein binding; ubiquitin protein ligase activity
Source: RefSeq, a predicted model, not a curated record
AGAGGCCUCUGUCUCUUCACUUGAAUGCCUCUCAUGAUGGCUAAGCGGGAAAGCGGCAGCACCAGCCCGGUGGUGCGUCAAAUAGACAAGCAGUUCUUGGUGUGCAGCAUCUGUCUGGAGCACUACCACAAUCCCAAAGUCCUGCCCUGCCUGCACACCUUCUGCGAGAGAUGCCUCCAGAACUACAUACCCCCUCAGUCCCUGACCCUCUCCUGCCCGGUGUGCAGACAGACCUCCAUCCUGCCUGAAAAGGGUGUUGCAGCACUGCAGAACAAUUUCUUCAUAACAAAUCUGAUGGAGGUGUUGCAGAGGGAGCAGGACUGCACCCGUCCCGAGGCCUCUAGUGGGCUGGAGUCAGCCGGUGCUGCUACAUAUGCCCCGCCCCUCUCCUGCCCCAACCAUGAGGGCAAGGUGAUGGAGUUUUACUGCGAGUCUUGUGAAACGGCCAUGUGUUUGGAAUGCACAGAAGGAGAGCACAGAGAACAUGUGACUGUCCCACUGCGGGAUGUUCUGGAGCAGCACAAAGCUGCAUUGAAGAACCAGCUGGAUGCUAUUCGCAACAGGCUUCCUCAGCUGACUGCAGCUAUAGAGCUGGUAAAUGAGAUCUCCAAGCAGCUAACAGACAGGAAGAAUGAGGCAGUGACGGAGAUCAGCAAUACGUUCGAGGAACUGGAGAAAGCACUGCAUCAGCGCAAGACUACUCUCAUCACUGACCUGGAGAACAUCUGCAGCACCAAGCAGAAGGUGCUGCAGGCCCAACUCACUGCACUACUUCAAGGGAAGGAAAACAUCCAGAGCAGUUGUAGCUUCACGGAGCAGGCGCUAAACCACGGCAGCCCCACAGAGGUGCUCCUGGUGCAGAAGCAGAUGGGAGAGCGGAUGGGCGUUCUGGCCCGCCACGCCUUCCCUGAGCAGCCCCAUGAGAACGGCCACCUGGACUGUCAGGUGGAGACAGAGGGGCUGCGCCGCUCCAUCCAGAACCUGGGAGUCCUGCUCACCACCAGCGCCGUGGGGCACACCAGUGUGGCUACUGGAGAGGGUCUCAGACAUGCUGUUGUUGGACAAAAUGCCACUGUUACAGUGACCACUAAGGACAAAGACGGUGAGCUAGUAAAGACUGGAAAUGCCGCACUGAGGGCACAGAUCAGCGGCCCAAAUGGAACCGUCACCGAAACGGACAUAACAGACAACAAGAAUGGCACUUACGAGAUCGGCUACACUCUCCGCUCAGAGGGCGAGUUCUCCUUCUCUGUCCUGCUCUACGGGCAGCCAGUGAGGGGCAGCCCCUUCCGCCUGCGGGCCGUCAAACCCUGCGACGCCCCGCAGUCACCCGAUGACGUGAAGAGACGCGUCAAGUCACCCGGAGGAGGUGGAGGGGGUGGAGGACAUGUGCGCCAGAAGGCGGUGCGCAGACCCUCAAGCAUGUACAGUACAACGAAGAAGAAGGAGAAUCCCAUUGAGGAUGAACUCAUCUACAGAGGGGGGACGAGGGGUCGAGAGCGGGGGGAGUUCUCAAACCUGCAGGGCAUCUCUACCACCAGCAACGGGCGGAUCGUGCUCGCUGACAGCAACAACCAGUGCAUACAGGUGUUUUCCAGUGAUGGUCAAUUCAAACUGAAGUUCGGGGUCAGAGGUCGCUCCCCUGGCCAGCUCCAGCGCCCUACUGGCAUUGCAGUGGACAUGAAUGGUGACAUUAUUGUAGCCGACUAUGACAACAGGUGGCUCAGCAUCUUCUCUCCAGACGGCAAGUUUAAGAAUAAAAUCGGUGCAGGUCGGCUGAUGGGUCCUAAAGGAGUGGCCGUGGACAAGAAUGGUCAUAUUAUCACGGCAGACAACAAGGCCUGCUGUGUCUUCAUUUUCCAAUCCAACGGCAAGCUGGUGACCAAAUUUGGUGCCAAAGGAACAUCAGAGAGGCAAUUUGCAGACAAAAGUACUCCAAAUACACCGACAGAGCCAAAACAGAGUAAAUCUGGCCCUGCCUUCAGUCCUCAUUUUGUGGCCAUAAACAACAAGAAUGAAAUUGUUGUGACAGACUUCCACAAUCAUUCUGUUAAGGUUUACAAUGCUGAUGGCGAGUUCCUGUUUAAAUUUGGCUCGCAUGGUGAAGGGAACGGCCAGUUCAAUGCACCCACCGGUGUGGCUGUAGAUGGCAAUGGGAAUAUUAUUGUUGCAGACUGGGGUAACAGUAGGAUACAGGUGUUUGACAAUUCUGGCUCUUUUCUGUCGUACAUCAACACGACGGCAGAUCCUUUGUACGGUCCGCAGGGUCUGGCUCUCACGUCAGAUGGCCAUGUGGCCGUGGCGGACUCUGGAAACCACUGCUUCAAAGUCUACCGAUACCUGCAGUAAACACUCACCGCGAUGGAAGAGUUC